GUGCUCUUCACUAUGCGGACGCCGGUCAGGAAGAGAGGCUCAUGGGAGAGAGUUCCGGAGAGUCCUUUGUCGCGAAAUAAAACCACAGCGUCCCGGCACCGUUUCGACGCUAGGUUUCCGACGGCGGGACUCAAUAAGGCUUCUCUCUGGAGCAUUUGGUCGAGCACUGGCGCGGGAAAAGAGGAGAUGGGGAUCGUCGGCAAGAAGAAGAGGAUUUUUCGGCAUGGGAUCGUGGAUUUACGGCAGCGGGAGGUUGGGGACCUCGCCCCGAGAACCUUCGCCCAUCGCCUCGGGGCCUCCGAGGGUCUUAUUCUGCGUUUGCAAAUCCUCAGAAGGCUAGACAAGCAUAAGGGUUGUGUCAAUACUGUAAGCUUUAAUGCAGAUGGGAACAUUCUGGUGUCAGGAUCAGAUGAUAGAAUGAUAAUGCUGUGGGAUUGGGAGGCCGGGCUGGUUAGAUUGUCAUUCCACUCAGGCCACACAGACAAUGUUUUCCAAGCUCGCUUCAUGCCAUAUACUGAUGAUCAAACAAUUGUGACAUGUGCUGCAGAUGGGGAGGUAAGGCAUGCCCAGUUACGGGAAGGGGGACAGGUAGCUACAAUGAUGCUAGCGCAACAUGAGGGCCGGGUUCACAAGAUGGCUAUUGAGCCUGGAAGUCCUCACAUAUUUUAUAGCUGUGGCGAAGAUGGCCUGGUUCAGCAUUUCGAUCUGAGAACAAAAUGUGCCACAAGGCUCUUUAUCUGUAGAUCUUUUCAAGAUAGAUCAGCCUAUAUGCCAAUUGUUCAGCUACAUGCCAUUGCAAUAGAUCCAAGAAACCCCAAUCUCUUCGCGAUUGCGGGAGGUGAUGAAUAUGCUCGAGUUUAUGACAUCCGCAAGUACAAAUGGGAUGGAUCGACCAGUUGUGGCCAUCCCACUGAUUGCUUCUGCCCUUCACAUCUAAUUGGUGAUGAUGUUGAAUUUGGAAUCACAGGUUUGGCUUUCUCAGACUCUAGUGAGCUACUAGUCUCAUACAAUGAUGAGCACAUCUAUCUCUUCUCAAAGGAUCAAGGACUAGGCCCCAAUCCAAUUCCUGCAUCACCUGUUUCAGCAAUGGAUCGAGAUUCCCCUGAUGGGUCUAAUCUAGUUCCAUCAUCUCCAUCUACUACUGAUCCAAAUUCCAGGUCUGAACCUAAGGUCUACAAGGGACAUUUAAACAGAGAUACGAUCAAGGGCGUGAGCUUCUUUGGUCCCAAUUGUGAGUAUGUUGUUAGUGGAUCAGAUUGUGGUCGCAUAUUUAUUUGGAGGAAGAAAGAAGGGGAGCUAUUACGUGUGAUGGAAGGAGACAAAUAUACAGUAAAUUGUAUUGAGCCGCAUCCUUAUGCCACCACGAUUGCAAGUAGUGGCCUUGAGAACGACAUCAAGAUUUGGACUCCCAGUGCAAUGGAGCCAGCUCCACCAGUAAAUUUGGAGAAGGUCCUGAUGGCUCAUUGCUUUGCAACUGAUGACUCCGAUUUCGACUAUGAUGAUGAUGGCGACGAUGUUGAUGACAAUGAUGAUAUUGAUUGUGAUGACGAGGAUGAUGAUGACGGCAUGGAUGACUGUGAUGACGACGACGAUGAUGAUGAUGAUGCCACCAGUGAUGAUGGUAUUGAUUGUGAUGAGGACGAUGGCGAUGGUGAUGGCUGUUGCGAUGGCUGUGAUGUCAGUGUUGAUGAUACAACAUUUUUCACUACCAGUUCCAGCAGAAGAAAAGAUCAGGGCUUUCCCGAUAUAUGUUCCCCCUAGAUUUGAUCCCACAGAUUUUGGCUGUGCGAAGGCAACAAUCCAGUUCAGGUCAGAGUUGGCUGGAUCUUAUAAUGAAUUAUACAGGUAGUAAUGAUUCCUCAGAGCACUCAGAAGAUACCUAUCCUGGGUGAUUGUAUAGUCAGCUAAACUGUGUUGCUUCUAGCUAGAACUGCACAAAACAAAUACCUACACAUCUUUUGAAUAAACUAUUGCUAGUUUGGUGUUUCUGAUGAGCAAGGAUACUUGAUUUUUUUCCCCCUUAAAUUAUGUUAGAGCCAAUUGUAUGUUAUUUAUAAUGAACUUCUCUACUUCUAGA
Messenger RNA from Phoenix dactylifera (date palm), 2077 nucleotides. RefSeq lists its product as uncharacterized. The record is from RefSeq and is a predicted model, not a curated record. NCBI's taxonomy places the organism in Eukaryota, Viridiplantae, Streptophyta, Magnoliopsida, Arecales, Arecaceae. Gene Ontology annotation, molecular function: protein binding. Gene Ontology annotation, cellular component: Cul4-RING E3 ubiquitin ligase complex; cytoplasm.